Molecule: messenger RNA, 753 nt
Organism: Nothoprocta perdicaria
Lineage: Eukaryota; Metazoa; Chordata; Aves; Tinamiformes; Tinamidae
Gene: NPY
Product: neuropeptide Y
Exons: 4
Coding region: 38-331 (97 amino acids)
Biological process (GO): feeding behavior; neuropeptide signaling pathway
Cellular component (GO): extracellular region
Molecular function (GO): neuropeptide hormone activity; neuropeptide Y receptor binding
Source: RefSeq, a predicted model, not a curated record
UCGCCGAGCCCAGAGCCGCCCCGCUGCAGCCGCCGCCAUGCAGCGCACCCGGAGGUUGUGGCUCUCGGUGCUGACCUUGGCGCUGUCGCUGCUCGUGUGCCUGGGCACGCUGGCCGAGGCGUACCCCUCCAAACCGGACAGCCCCGGCGAGGACGCGCCCGCAGAGGACAUGGCCAGAUACUACUCGGCGCUGAGGCACUACAUCAACCUCAUCACGAGGCAGAGGUAUGGAAAGAGAUCAAGCCCAGAGACACUGAUCUCAGACCUCUUGUUGAGAGAAAGCACAGAAAAUAUUCCCAGAUCUAGGUUUGAAGACCCCUCGAUGUGGUGACGGAAUUUGCAGAACACCAUCAAACUUUUCCUAGUUUUCAAUUCAUACUCCACUCCUCUAAGGCGAAUCAGAGCGCAUCGUUCCCAGUGCAUGCAGUCAUUGUACUGAAUUCUGUAGAGAUUUUCCUUCAUCAUAUUUGUAUAUACCUUUAUUUAAAUAAAUUAUUUGUGCAUUCCAGAAUAUACCAUACUAAAUGAAGACAAACACCCUGCUUUUGGUAUAGCAAAGAGCUGUUUUAAACUAUUAAAACUGUAUUAUAACCUUCUUUCAGUCUAAAGUAGUGUGGACAACAGUAGUGCUGUGGCUAUCGCAGCAAUUAGCUGCAAAGUGAGAUAAUGAUGUUGUUCACUCAAACUCAGCUCAGCUUUUUGAUUUACACAAAAUUGUUUAAUUUAUUAUGCACUACAGAAUAUAAGAAAGGA